Messenger RNA from Orbilia oligospora ATCC 24927, 573 nucleotides. RefSeq lists its product as uncharacterized. The record is from RefSeq and is a predicted model, not a curated record. The coding region runs from base 1 to 573 and encodes 190 amino acids. Gene Ontology annotation, molecular function: deaminase activity. NCBI's taxonomy places the organism in Eukaryota, Fungi, Ascomycota, Orbiliomycetes, Orbiliales, Orbiliaceae. The transcript is spliced from 5 exons. Gene Ontology annotation, cellular component: mitochondrion; cytosol.
AUGUCCCUCCACCGACUUCGGAUUUCUCAACCUCGCAUUCUCCUCCACCACCAAUUCUGCAAAUUCCAACGUCAUCCGUUCAUCCUACCAAUCACGACCUUCAGAACACCAGCUUCUUCAUCCAAGCUACUUUCUACAACCACAAUGUCGUCCCAGAAGAUCGCAAUUCGCACGGAUAAGGCGCCCCCGCCAUUUCCGGUUUAUAACCAGGCAAUUCUUCACGACAAGACCGUUUAUGUUUCCGGUCAGUUGGGAAUGGACCCCGAGACCAAGCAGAUGUUGGAAGGUCCCAUCGCCGUUCGCGCUGAACAAGCAUUGAAGAAUCUCGGCGCUGUUCUUGAAGCCGCUGGCUCGAACAUGAACCAGGUCCUCAAGGUCGUUGUGUUCUUGGUAGAUAUGAAAGACUUCCAGGAGGUUAACUCCGUUUAUGAGAAAUUCUUCGGAGAUGUGAAGCCAGCUCGAUCAUGCAUUGCUGUUCACCAGCUUCCACUCGGAACUGAUGUGGAGAUUGAGUGCAUCGCCCACGUGACUAAACCGAUAAUUACAGAUAGGAUAGGAAGUCCAAAACUGUAA